This is a messenger RNA of Mobula hypostoma (lesser devil ray), 5782 nucleotides long. RefSeq names its product rootletin-like. The annotation marks the transcript as partial. Lineage: Eukaryota; Metazoa; Chordata; Chondrichthyes; Myliobatiformes; Myliobatidae. The transcript has 32 exons. The record is from RefSeq and is a predicted model, not a curated record.
GUUCUGCAGUACAAGAACCGAUGUGCUGAUCUCGAGAAGCAGCUUUUGAUGAAGGAAGAAGAUUGCCGACAUCUUGAGAUCGCGGAGACGGUGAGGGGCCGACGGCACGAGGAGGAAGAGCAAGCGCGGGAGCUAGAGAACGCACUCAUCCGGCUCGAAGAGGAACAGCAAAGGUGCUGUAGCCUGGCCGAGGUGAACGCCCUCUUGCGCGAGCAGUUGGGACAGGCUAAUGCCGCCAACCAGGCCCUGAGCCUGGACCUGCGGAAACUGACCGAAGAUUGGACGCUGGCCCGCGAGGAGCUGGAGGUGAAAGAGUCCGACUGGAGGAGGGAGGAGGAGACCUACAACCAGUACCUGUCGGGGGAGCGAUGCCGUAUGCUGGCUCUCUGGAAAAGGACGGUCACCCUGCGUCGUCACGUCCUGCAGCUCAAGAGCGCAACGGACAGGGACCUGGCCCAGGGUCGCUCGGAGCUGGCCCGGCUGGCUAAUACCCUGCACUCCGCGUGCCUGGGGCUGGGCUCCAGCCUGCGGACGUCGGACAGCCUCUCCUCCCUCUCCCAGCAGCGCUGCCAGUCCCGGCUGCUGGAGCUGGAGCGGGACGCCCGGGCGGCGGCCCAGGAGAGGGACCAGGUCCGGGCGCGGGGCGCCGAGGAGCAGGCCGAGCUGAACGCCAGGAACGCCGAGCUGUGUUUGAGGAUUGGGGUGCUCGAAAACCAGGUCUCGGAGAAAACGAAGCAGAUUGAAAACCUGGCCGAUACCAUCGAAACUUCUGAGAGCCACAGGCAGAGGAUCCAGGAGGAGCUGUCGGAGGCCGCAGAGCUGCGCGGGACCCUGGCCGACCUCCAGCGCUCCCUCCGCCACGUCGCGCAGACCCUCCUUUCAGACAGUCCGUCCCCGCAGUCGCUUCCCGAUCUGACGUCCCAGACGGGAGACGGUGGUCUGGACGAGACCCAGCUUUUCACGGCCAUCCCAGCCCUCGUCUCCGCCAUCCAGACUGGCCUCCUGAGCAAGAACUCUCUAGUCGAGGAGCUGCGUGCUCGGCUGAAAUCGAGUCAGGAGUCGUGUGCUGCGCUGCGGAAGCAGAUUUCCGACGCCGCGGAGCGAUGGCAGCUGACUGAGAGGCAGGCGGGGGAGGCCGAGCGGGAGAGGGAUUCUCUCCAGCGCUCUCACCGGGCACUGCAGGAGGAACUGAGGCAGCAGAGGGAGGAGAUCGGGAACCUCCGGAGGCAGGGUUCCGAGGGGGAGCAGGCUGCCCUCUCGCUGACCAGCCGACUCCACUCCCUCGAGGAGGAGCUGAGGAGGGCGAAGGAGUCGGCGAGGGACGAGCUGACGGUGAUCCGUGAGGAGCGAGAAGGUUUCUCCCGGGCCAAGGAGGAGAUGGAGGCCAAGGCGGAGAGGGGGCGGAAACUUCUGGAGCAGGCGGAGGGUCAGGUCUCGGACCUGAGGAGGGAGACGUCGGCCCUCCGGGAGAGGCUGGAGAAGGAGGGUCUGGAGAGGGAGCUUCUCGUCGAGGAGAGGGAGCAACUCCGCGCGGCACUGGACAAGUCGGAACUCGCCUGCUCUGAGCUCAACCGGACCAGCAGCCGCCUGCAGGCCCAGGAGUCCAACCUGCGCGACUCUCUGGCCAAGACCUGUGCGCUGAACGAGGCCCUCGCCCAGGACAAAGUGCAGCUCAACGCCAUCAUCUCGCAGAUGGAGCGGGACCGCGAGGAGGCCCUGUCGAGGGAGUCGAAGCUGGAGAGGUCCCGGGCGGAGGCGGCCGAGGAGGGCCUGAGGCAGGGCAGCGGCCGGAGGGAGGCGGAGGACGAGGCUCGGCGGCUCAGGCAGGCUCUGCGCCGGGCCGACGCGGAGUCCGAGGCGGCCCGCGAGCAGCUGGACCAGCUCCGGGGCCUGGCCGACCAGCUGAGGGAGCAGCUGGCGCAGGCCAGCAGACAGCGGGCGGGCCUGAGCGAGGAGCUCCAGCAGACCCAGCAGAGGCUGCAGUCCCAGCAGGAGGCUGGGAUCCGGGUGAAACGAGAGCUGGAGGACGGAGCACGAGACAAGGCGGCUGUGGAGGUCCAGCUGAGCAUCGCCCAGAGAGAAAUCCAUGUCCUUGGGACAGAGAUUCAGGGGCUGAGAACAGCCCGCGACUCCCUGGAGACGUCACUGUACGCUGAGACGCAGCGCGUAUCUCGUUUAGAAACCACGCUCCGUCAGGCCCAGUCUGAAGCCGAGGCCUACAGGAAGGCAAAGGAAUCCUUGCAAGGCGAGCUGGGCCAGAGCAGGGAGGAGCUCGAGGAGCGGAGGCUGGAGUGGGAGCGGGAGAGGGCGGACCUCGGGGAGAAGCUGGGCGCCGUGCGGGAGGAGACGCUGAAGGCCCGGGAGGCGGCUGAGGAGGGCCAUCAGGCGGAACUGCAGCAACUCCGGGAGGAGAAGUCGGCCCUGAGGCGAUCGCUGGAACAGGAGCACCGGUCGGCCCUCGAGGACCUGCGCCGGCGGUGCGAGGGGGAGACGGAGCGGGCGGAGGGCCUGCGGGAGGCGGCAACGCUGCUGCGUCAGGAGAAGGAGGCCGCCGUGCGCGGGGCCGAGCGGCAGAGGAAGGAGAUGCUGUCUGCCCAGGAGAAGGAGGCGUCCCGCCUGCAGGAGGAGAUAUCGCAGGCCCGCCUCCAGGCCGAGGAGGCACGGAAGGAGCUGGAGGCGGGCAGGGCGGCCCUGGAGGAGGAGAGGAGGCGUAGCGAGGCCAGCGCCUCCGGACUGACCCAGGAGCUCGUUGACGCCCGCCGCAGGCUGUCCGAGGUCGAGGAGGGGCGGGCGAGGCUGGAGGAGGAGUCCCGGGCGCAGAGGGAGCGCCUCGAGGAGGAGAGGGUCGCCGCGCAGAGGAAGAGCGAGGACCUGGAGGGCCGUCUCGCCACCCUGGAGCAGGAGGUCUCCUCGCUGACGGCAGACGUGUCGCGGGCCCGGGACGCCGCCCGGCAGGCCGAGGAGACUCUGAGGGAGGUGCAGGGCGAGGCAGCCGAGGCCCGGAGGGCGGCUGCCGAGGAGGAGGAGGGGCGCCGGGAGGCCGAGGGAGCAGCCGAGCGGCUGAGGGAGGCCGUGAAGGAGCUGGAGGCACAGAAAAUCAGCCUCACCCUGGAGAAGGAGGAGAGGCGGUCCCGGGCGCUGGCGGGCGAGGAGGCGAGGCAGGCCCUGGAGGAGCAGGCCGCCCAGCUGCGGAGGGAGCUGCGCGAGGUGGAGCAGUCGAGGCUGGAGGCGCGGAGGGAGAUCCAGGAGCUCCGUCGACAGCUGAAGGGGUUAAACACCGAGCUCUCCCGCUCUGCCCAGGAGUCCGAGGAGGCUCGGAGCACGUCCCAGGCGAGGGAGGCUGAGCUACUGUCGGAAACGGCCCGGCUCAAAGCCCAGCUGCUGGAGAUGGAGGCGGCCUGUGAAUCUGCUCGGGACAAGGCCCACGACCUGGAGGGCCAGCUGCGAGAGGCCGAGUCGCGGCCGGGCGUGGGCGAGGCGUCGCUGGCGGCCCAGCUGGAGGAGUUCCGGGAGCUGGAACGCCGUCUCCGCGAGGAGCUGUCCCGCUGGGAGUCGGGCUCGCAGGAGUGGGCCACCCGCGAGGCCGGCCUCCGUCUCGAGCUCAGCGCCGCCCUGGGCAGGGAGCGGGGUCUGUCCGAGGCGCUGGGGCGGUCCCAGGAGGGCGGUCGGCGGUCCUCGGCCCGCCUGGCGGGGCUCCUCUCUGUCCUGCGUCAGGGGCUGGGGCUCCAGGCACCGGAAGACGGGAGCGUGCCCCCGACGCAGCCCGAAGGCCAGCGAGCCCUCGAGGAGGAGGCUGCGGAGGUGGAGGUGGAGCUGUUGGAGGCGGCGCUGAGAGAGCUGAUCACGCGGGAGGAGAGCGCCCGCCGGGAGAAGGAGUCGCUGGCGGCCGAGGUGCGGAGCCUGCACCUGCAGGUCGAAGGUCUGAGCUCGGAGAGGCUGGCGACCGUCGGCCGGCUCCGGAAACUGCAGCACCGGGUGGCCCAGACCGAGGAGGGUCAUCGACAGACAAAUGACCAGCUCUCGGCUGUCCAGGCUGCUCUCCGCCUCCGCGAACAGACCCUGUCCCACCAGGAGAGGGAGCGCGCGGCCUUACGCGAGACCGUCCGCCAGCUCGAGGACUGUCUGCGCCGUUCCCAGCGAGAAUCUGAGGCUGCCAAGGAGGAGGCAAGGAGGGCACGGGCAAACGCCGAGCAGGCCGAGGCGGAGGAGCGUCGUCACCGGCGCCAAGCCGAAGCCUCACGGGCUGAGCUGGCAUCCUCGGGCCUCUCGCUGGAGGCCGAGCUGGCGCGGGCUAGCUCCCAGCUGUCCGAGCGGGAGGCCGAAGCCCGGCAACUGCGUCAGGAGCUGCGCGGCCUCCAGGAGCACCAGCUGGCGGCCAGCAGGGAGGCUGAGGAGGAGGGCGGCCGGCUGAGGGCCCAGGCCCAGGAGGCCCGGAGGGACCUGCAGGAGGAACGGCAGCGGAGCCUGAGGCUGCAGGCCCAGCUCCAGGAGAAGCACGCCGAGGCCGAGGCCAGGCAGUCCUCGGGCCUGGGGGCAGCGAGGAGGCUGGAGGAGGAGAAAGGGCUCCUGCAGGAACGCCUGGGGUCGCUGCAGAGGGCCGUGGCCCAGCUGGAGAGCGAGAGGAGGCAGAUCGAGGAGGAGAGAGCGGCUGCCAAGAGGCAGAUGGAGAAGGCGGAGCGAGAGAAGGAUGCGGCCGUCUCCGAACUUCGGGGCCUCUCCAAGGAUCGCCUGAGGCUGGAUCAGACCCUCGCCUCCAAGGAGCUCGAGCUCAGCACGGCCAGGAGGGAAAUCAGUCGGUUACAGAGCGAACGGGAGGGCUCCCGCCGCGGUCUGGGGGAGGGGACCCGGACGGAGGAGGUCGACCGUCUGCGCCUCUCCCUGAAGCAGCUGGAGACGACCCUCGAGUCCCGGGAGAGGGCCCACCGGCAGAAGGUGAAGGGCCUCGAGGAGCAGGUGGCCCUGCUGAAAGACCAGUUGAACCUCGAGCUCCGUCACAAGCACCGUUACAUCGAGCUCUCGGGCCGGGCGAACCGCCAGCUCUCCCUCCUGCGCCACAGCCUCUCGUCCUCGCUCACCGCCGUGUCCCGCGACCCCGAGCUCACCGGCCUCGACUCCGAGACCCGCCGGCUCGACCGCUCCCUCCUGCUCAGCCUCGGGCUGUCCGAGGAGACCGGCCCCUCCGCGUCCGAGCUGUCCAGGGAUCCCUCGCCCAGCCCCUAACGUGUUUCCAGUUCCCCUCGUCCCUCUCCCCUCCGAAUCUCCCCUCUCUCCCCUCUCUCCCCUCUCUCCCCCGAUCUCCCCUCCACACUCCCCUCCGAUCUCACCUGUCCCCUCGUCCCUCUUCCCUCCACCACCCUCUCCCCCUCUGAUCUCCCCUCCACACUGCCUCCCCUUCUCACCUGUCCCCUCGUUCCUCUCCCCUCCGAAUCUCCCCUCUCCCCUCCCGAUCUCACCUCCACACUCCCUCCCCUUCUCACCCCUCCACACUCCCUCCCCUUCUCACCUGUCCCCUCGUCGCUCUCCCCUCCGAAUCUCCCCUCUCUCCCCUCUCUCCCCCAAUCUCCCCUCCACACUCCCUCCCGAUCUCACCUGUCCCCUUGUCCCUCUCCCCUCUGAUCUCUCCUCUACCCUCCCCCUCCGAUCUCUCCUCUCCCCCUCCGAUGUCCCCCCACCUCUCCCCCUCCGAUCUGCCCUUUCCCCCUCCGAUCUCCCCUCUACAUUCCCCUCCAAUUCUCCCGUCCCCCACCCUGUCCCCCUCCGAUCUCCCCUCUACCCUCCCUCC